Micropterus salmoides (largemouth bass) is the source of this 5134-nucleotide messenger RNA. RefSeq names its product pbx/knotted 1 homeobox 2 (gene pknox2). Gene Ontology annotation, biological process: regulation of transcription by RNA polymerase II. Gene Ontology annotation, molecular function: DNA-binding transcription factor activity, RNA polymerase II-specific; RNA polymerase II cis-regulatory region sequence-specific DNA binding. The record is from RefSeq and is a predicted model, not a curated record. The transcript is spliced from 12 exons. NCBI's taxonomy places the organism in Eukaryota, Metazoa, Chordata, Actinopteri, Centrarchiformes, Centrarchidae. The coding region runs from base 300 to 1757 and encodes 485 amino acids.
UCUGGUGAAGCCCCACACGCGAUUGCCGUAUUUCCCAUGGACACUGGAAGGCACCAGCAGCCUGGUAUUGGGAAAACGGGGAGCGGAGAUGGAGCUGGAGGUGGGAGGGGCCUGCCACGGCUGACGUCACCGGCUGUGUGGAGGAGUAUAGGCUGUGCUGUCAGCCCAGUGUCAGUCUGAUGAAGAUUGGCAUGCAGGCUUUGUGUGGAGAGUUGGAUACCGGGCCAAGGAGCAGAGAACAACACUGAAAGCUCCUGCGUUGCUGUGGGCAAGCUAACUUCUCAAUGUGAAGCUGUCCCAUGAUGCAACAUGUGUCCCCAGCACCUGCAGUGACAAUGAUGGCCACCCAGAGCGUUCCUCCACCAUCGUACCAGGAGAGCCAACAGAUGACGGGCACAACUCAGCAGAACACCAAGACCCCACAGGUCCAUAUCCCAGCAGCCUCUGCAGCAGGAAAUACCUCUGUCAGUGUGACCCUUGACCCCCAGGCCCAGCUUGAGUCUGACAAGAGGGCCGUUUACAGACAUCCGUUGUUCCCCCUGCUGGCGUUGUUGUUUGAGAAAUGUGAGCAGGCCACACAGGGAUCUGAAUGCAUCACGUCAGCCAGCUUUGAUGUGGACAUUGAAAACUUUGUGCACCAGCAGGAGCGAGAACACAAGCCCUUCUUCAGUGAGGAUCCAGAGCUGGAUAACUUGAUGGUAAAGGCCAUUCAGGUGUUGCGAAUCCACCUAUUGGAGUUAGAGAAGGUCAAUGAGCUCUGUAAAGACUUCUGCAACCGUUACAUCACCUGCCUCAAGACCAAGAUGCACAGCGACAACCUCCUCCGUAACGACCUCGGAGGACCCUAUUCUCCGUCACACACCAGUCUCAACAUGCAGCAGGAACUAAUUCAGACCUCCUCUCCAUCCAUGACCUCUGUCUCCAGCUCUGUUAACUCUUCAGGGAUUGUGGUGCCUGCCGGGGGUCUGCAACAGGGCAAUGUCGCCAUGACUACCAUCAACUCUCAAGUGGUAUCGGGUGGGACCCUGUACCAGCCGGUUGCUAUGGUGACAUCGCAAGGGCAAGUGUUAACGCAGGCGCUGCCGCCGGGAACCAUCCAAAUCCAGAACUCACAGGUAAACGUGGACCUGUCGUCCCUGUUGGACAGUGAAGACAAGAAGUCCAAGAAUAAGAGGGGGGUCUUGCCCAAACAUGCCACCAACAUCAUGCGCUCCUGGCUCUUUCAGCAUCUCAUGCACCCGUACCCAACAGAAGACGAGAAAAGGCAGAUUGCAGCACAAACAAAUCUAACCCUUUUGCAAGUGAACAACUGGUUCAUCAAUGCUCGCCGGCGUAUCCUCCAGCCCAUGUUGGAUGCCAGUAAUCCAGACCCAGCUCCGAAAGCAAAGAAGAUGAAGUCCCAGCACCGUCCAACACAGCGCUUCUGGCCCGACUCCAUUGUGGCUGGAGUUCUGCAGACGCACAGAUCUCAAACAGGAAACAACUCAGACAACCCACUGAGCAUGGACAGCCUCCAUUCACUGUCGUCAGACUCAGCCACCCUGGCCAUGCAGCAAGCCAUGCUGGGAGCAGACGACUCCAUGGACGGCACCGAGGAGGAGGACGAAGAGGAAGAGGAGGAGGAAGAGGAGGAAGGGAUGGAGGAGGAAGAAGAGGAGGAGGAGGGAGAGGAAGACAACGACAGGGGGAGGCAAAUGUCCAGUGUAGGAGGAGGAAGGAGAGAUCUGAGCAUGGAGCACAGAGAGGAACUGGAGUAGCCAAAUAGAGGAAAAGACUAAAUGAACUUUGACCUCAGUUGUCGCCUCAAUACGGCCUCAUACAAACUCAACUAGGACGACUCUAAUGCUAAGUGACUCUUUUAGAGCAUUUAAGGGCAUAUUAAGUUUUCUCCAAACUCAUCAGAGACUCUUCUGCAGAGCCACCAUGGAGUCUAAUCAGACACAAUGAUCAUCAUGAUAAUGAUUUUAGAGGACGGAUAUUAGUUUGAUGAUGAAUAUGUGUUGUUACAUUAAUAUACUAUGUUCUCAUGCAAUGAGCUCUCGAAACAUUUGGAUAGUAGCACAUUUUUUACUCUAUAACUAUCUUGUUAUUUGUGGAAAGAAAUGGCACAGAAACUACAAGGCUGAAAAGAGUAAUGGCAGUUUUAAAUUGAGGACAUUCUUCCCAUUUUAGAGCAACAAUUAAAUAAGUUGAUGAUUACGUUUGGUGCUUUCAGAGAGCCAUGACAUUUUGAAUUCAGGUUGCAGUGAACUGAAAAAGAACAUACUGGACAGGAGAAUUAGGAGUCUUGAGUGGUUGCACAUGCAUCAAAAAAAUCACAAUGCAUAGUGAUCAUUUUUGAAUGUAUGUGUAAAACAUCUAAUUUGGCCAAAUAUUAUGGAACCAUGAAACGAGUUACAAAAAGGGCUGCGGCUUUUUUUAACUGUUCAUUUCAUAUGACUGAAAGUAGUCUCAAUUUGCAACUGACAGUCUACGCUUUAACUUCACAGUUAAUGUGUCAUUUCGCUUCCUAAAAUAAGGGUGAAAAGAAAGGAGAAAAAAAGGUGUAACCCUGUCCAAAUAGCUGCAGAAGUGACUGUAUAUGUUGGCUUCCACUGCUGGGACAUCAUUCACGCCUUUUAAAUGACUCAUAGGUUCUCAGGUCGAACAACACUCUCAUUCGGCAUGUCUCUUCCUCAUGAGUGAAACACUUGACUCAUUGCUGCAGCAAACCUUUUCAAGCAUGACUUUUAAAACAAUCUUAGUUUUUUUUUUAUUAUUAUCCCAUGCGCAAAAAAAAACCUGUAGUAAACUGGUGUAUACUGACUGCACAUAUACAUAGUAUGUAUAUUGGAUUUUUCAUAUGUUUGCAUUCUGGUGUUGAAGGUUUGCAUAUUUAUUCUAUUUUUUGUGAGGCCUCAGAGGGUAGCUCAUGGAACAUGACAAUGACAGUUGCUUAUGCAUUUACUAUAGGUUUUGCAGACUUUCUGAAUAAGCCUAUUGUAUUAGCCGGUGGCCAUGCACAUACUUGACUUCAAUCAUCAACUCUUGCUUGUGUAUUUUUGUGACCUUGGGUGACUGCUAGUCUCUAAAAACUGUCUCACCCACAUCUCAACAUUGAGAGAAAUCAUACAGAGACAACAAAUGACUUUGGAGUCCCCACCUGACAGAGCCAAUGUCAUUUACUGACAAACUUUUUCAAGGAAGAAGACAAUUUUGAGAAAAAUGAAAACGAGAAAGUGAAAAAAAAUCUCAGUAGUGACGUCUCUUUAAAUUUUAUGUGAAGGAUUUUGAAGAAACUGUGAAACAAUUUCAGCUCUCUGUUUUGUGCUAAGCCACACAAAUAGAGUUGCUCGUUUCUAAUGUGAAGAUGUCUAGAAAAAGAAAAACCAUGUUAUAUUGAAUGUUCUGAUUGUUCAUUGUGAAGUAUGUUGCUCAUUAAUAUUCUUUUCUCGAUUGCUUUUUUAAAUGGAUCUUCCAGAGCAAGUGACAGACAAUAGGGAAUAUUUCUAUUCAUUUGUACUCUUUGUUGUCAUAAUCUAUUGUGUUUCAAUAGACCAAUUUUAAUAAUUAAAACAUGUAAAGGUACUGAUUUUGACUUUGUGAUGUGACAGUUCUGAAUAUGUUCCAGGGCCACAGAGUCCAAAACAAUCAGUUUUCAGUUUGAUUAAUGAGAAUAUUUAAAGCAACAUUAUGUAAGUGUUGUUUUUUUGUGUGAUUUGGUGCCCCUACUGUUUCAGAGUGCCCUAAAGAAGAACAGCUGUACACGUGCAUUUGUUAUGAUUAGAACUAUCGUUACGUUAUCAAGAACUAGCAAGUGGACAACUUUGCUAACACAGCCAAACAUUAAGCAAGCACGACAACACAAGACAUAGCAACAUUGCUGACUAGUCCAACAGAAGGAAGGACAGCUCUGUGUCUGUCCUGCAGCCUUUUAUUUCACAAAACUCUUGCCAACGAUCCAGUAGUCUCUUGCUUGGUCACUCUCUUUUUCUCUUCUUAGUUUCCUGUGUCAGCGUCCUCUUCGGUCUCUUUGCCACCAGCAGCAGCAUAAUGUUGCUUGGAAUUUGGGUGGCAAGCUGCCAACGAAGUUAGACACCAACCGACGCAAGAGCACUUACAGAAACGUUAACAAUGAACGAGUGUGUUAUCGAAUAAGUUUGCUAACAUCAACUUGAGAAAUAUAGCUAGCGGCUAAACCUCUGUCUGUGAAAUCUGUGGCUGACUUUGCUCGAGUCGACAACUUUGCUAAAAAAGGAGCAAGAGCAACAACACAAGACACAGCGGGCCAGCUAAUAAGUUAUUACUGACUAGUGCAACAGAAAGAAAGCCAGCUCGGGAUCUGUCCUGCAUCCUUUCAGCUCUUUUACCUCACGCCAACAAGUAAAAGGCAGUCUGAUAUUUACUCUUCAUUCUGUCUUUUUCUCUUCCUCCCUUCCUGGGAUAACGUCUUCUUCAGACUCUUCGCAGCGUCUGCUAUGGUAUCCAUACUGACAAUAGCUUCUUCCAAAGAACUGACAUUCUACAUUCUAUAGUAUUUGCUUGCUGAACAGUUUUGUUGGUGUGAUGUGGUGCCGUAAAGCAUUAUGCCAUUCUUGCGAGAGUUUACUUUUGCAUUUCAUUGUUACAUUGUGCCGUAGAAGGCGCUCCAGACCGGAGUGGCAAUGACAGAGAUGCCUUUCUCUGUAUUACAAGCCAUCAAACCAUCAAAUCAUUUUGAAGCUGUCAUUUUAACAUAAAAUACUACAUAAUGUUGCUUUAAAAAUGAAAAGCACCAAACAAACAAACCAAAAAAUCACUAGACAAUUACCAUGAUCAUUUCCCCUCACCAAAGCCAGGAUCACAAUAGAGCACGGCUUGUGUGUGUGACACUUCCGAACCCCCUCAGGCUCUGCUUUAUUGUAACACAUUUAGUAGUCUAAAUAUUGGUUUAUCUUCCCUCAUUUUCCUGUCACAUAGAUAUGUUGUCUCCCACCUACUGGUUACUGCUCUAGCCUGUGAUUUAACUUUAGAAGACGCCCACCCACAUGCUCUUCCAUCUUCCUACCAUAAAGGAACCCAAAAGAGCGCUCGACCAGAGGCUUUCAACUUCUGAAAUGUGGUAAUCACUCCUGUGAGUUUGCUGCACAUGCUACAUUAAAUUGUUUUUACACGG